UUAUCAAACAUAAUAACAAAUUGUUACAAAAGAGAUGAAUAUGCCUGAGGAAGAAUGUGUGGAAAAAAUGUUUGUAUUUAAAUUUCCAACAUGCACAACAAAUCAGGAAUAUACAUUAGAAGUACCAUUAAAAAUACCUUAUCGAGGUUCUAUCAAAGAGCUCAUGUACCGUUUGAUGUCAUCCUUUAAAUUACCAUGUUAUGUGGAAUCAAAUUUAUUGGAAUCUUUGGAGCAUACUAUUAAAAAACUAACAUUAGAAUUUCAUGAUGAAAAAGCAGAAAAGGUUCUUGAAAAUGCAAAAUCAGGAAGCUUAGAUAUCGAAGAGAUAAUAAAAAAUUGGGAAAAAAUUUACAAACAACAAACAGCAGAAUAUGCUGAUCCAAUUGGAACAACCGACGAAGAACUGUUUGCUGCUGCAUACCAUAGAUUGGUACACUCUCCUUCGCUAGAACCCAUUCUACAAGCAGAACAUAAAUUUGGAAGAGAUGUUACGGAAGUCAUUCAAAUGAGAGACACACACUAUGAUCAACUCACACAGAAGCAAACCGACGAAAUGCGCGUCGCAGUUGAAACCCUCGAGGUUGGUUCUACCGAAAAAUCUAUAAACGAGAUGGCGGGACGACAUUUCGAGGAACAAAGUUUACUGCAAGGUCACUGGGGAUCUAGGGUCGAUGCCUUGAAAUUAGAACAAAGACGGCAGUAUCGUAAUUGGAUCAUGAGAUUAUUGGAGGAACAACAAACAAACAUGCUACCAACUCCAGUGGGUUCUCCAAUGGUGUCCAUGCCUCCAAUUCGACCCGCAUUAGACAAUUUUGUUCAUAGCGAGGACAAACAUACGGCGGACUAUCCUAUUUUGGAGGAAAGUUUCACCAUACACUUAGGCUCCCAGAUGAAGCAAAUGCACAAUAUACGAAUACUGACUGGGGAUGUAUUAGAUUUUUGUAGAACAAAGAAAAGCGAAUCAGGAAUGGACCCGACACCGCAAAGGCUGCAGACUGCUUUAGGGUUGUACUCUAACGAUUUGUGCGGAUUAGUACUGUUGAGCGACAAUCAUUUGGGAACCUAUUCUGGCAUAACGAAGGAAUUAUGUUCGAUAUGUCAAUUAACGACUGAGUUCCAUUUCCCGCCAAUCGACGAGCAAUUGGAAAAGAUUCGGGACGACGUAAAAGAUGCUGUUGCCUGGAGGCAAGCGCAUCAUAAAGAAGGAAUCGAGUCACACACAAAGAAGUCAACGACUAGCAAGAGCUUACAAACGGGUGACGUUUACAUCACCAGGCAUUCAAAUCUAGCACAAGUUCAUGUAAUUUUUCACAUGGUAGUGAACGACUCUUUGAGAUCUGGCGACAUCAAUUCGAGGCACCCAGUUAUUUUGGGCUUAAGAAAUAUUUUGAAAACCGCCUGCUGCAACGAUGUGACCACACUGACGAUUCCUGUACUUCUCGUACACGAAAUGUCAGAGGACAUGACCGUGGCAUGGUGCACGAAAAGAGCAGAACUGGUUUUCAAAUGCGUGAAAGGGUUCAUGAUAGAGAUGGCGUCGUGGGGCGGCGCCGAAUUGAAGAAUCUACAAUUUCUUGUACCAAAGGGAAUGUCCGAGGAAGUGUUCGGUACUCUAGCCACGAUGUUGCCAAGCAUAUUUCGAGUAUCGAAUCCGUUAGUAUUCAAAGCAACGAGUACACCUCAAACUCCAAAAAAAUGAACGACCGUCUUGCCACUGUUAUCGUGCUCGCAUUAAAAAUACUGAAAUAUUAGGUUGGGGGAAAAAGAAAUUCAUUAUUUUUCACGUUUAUUUCGAGGCUAUUUUACAUGGUUCGGAUUGUGCGAUUUGGGUCAAAUAUAAAUUGGGACCAUAAAAAUAUUCGCCUUUAUCAAAGGAAAAUUGUAAAAUAUACCGAAUUUUCUCUUUCUUAACUUCCAUCUUUUACACCCUGUAACUCACAACUGAAUCGAUCAACCAAAAAACUGUAAAAGAAUUUUUUUUAAUACGGAAUAUCAUUUUUCCAACAAACACAAUAUAUCA
Messenger RNA from Colletes gigas, 2020 nucleotides. Its product is annotated as protein C12orf4 homolog. Gene Ontology annotation, cellular component: cytoplasm. The record is from RefSeq and is a predicted model, not a curated record. NCBI's taxonomy places the organism in Eukaryota, Metazoa, Arthropoda, Insecta, Hymenoptera, Colletidae. Bases 35 to 1699 code for a protein of 554 amino acids. The transcript has 9 exons.